AUGUCUGCAUUACCAGAGACAUCUCUAAUCUGCAAGAACUUAAAAAGUGCCACUUCUGAACCAGACAUAGUCGAUGAACUUAUAACUAGCGAAGUUAACAAGAAAUUCUUAAUUGGCCCUUAUACAGAACCCCCUUUUGAUAUAUACAGGAUUAACCCAAUUGGAAUAGCGACAGGGAAGUACUCUGACAAGAAACGUCUAAUCGUGGACCUUUCUGCCCCCCAUGACUCCGAAGGUAACAGCAUCAACGAAUUAAUUGCUAAAGAGGAAUACUCAUUGUCGUACAUUAGUGUUGAUGACGCCAUAAAUCAAAUCCAGCAUACAGGAAGACACUCCAAGCUGUGUAAACUUGACAUAACAGAUGCCUUUAAACUUAUACCUGUUUCUCCAAAACUCUGGCCUUUCUACGGUAUAUGCUGGAAACAACAGUACUAUUUUUAUACCAAACUCACUUUUGGGUGUCGUUCCAGUCCUAAGAUCUUUGACCUUUUAUCAACCGCUCUCUGUUGGAUUUUAUCAACUAACUAUCAGAUAGAAUACAUAAUUCACUACCUGGAUGACUUUCUUACAAUCGACAGACCAAAUGUGGUAGCUGAACGAACAAUGGCAAUUUUGUCCAAGGUUUUUACAGCACUCAAUAUUCCAGUGUCUCCUCACAAAACAUUGGGUCCAUCUGAGAGUUUAGAGUUUCUAGGAAUCACUCUGGACACUAGUAACAUGGAAGCACGCCUGCCGGCAAAUAAAGUGCAGAGAAUAACUCAAACAAUCAAAUCUUUCUGUAAACGCAAAAAGGUCACAAAGCGCGAACUAUUAAGCCUUUUGGGACAUAUGAACUUUGCUAGUCGGGUGAUCAUUCAAGGACGCUCGUUUAUAUCUUAUCUCUUAAAUCUUGCCGCCUCAGUCAAACAGUUGCAUCAUCAUGUACAACUUACUGGGGCCUGUCAGCAGGACUUAUUUAUGUGGUAUACUUUCACAGAUCAAUGGAACGGAAAUUCAGUCUUCCUGCAGGAGACGACAACAUUAGCUCACGAUAUAAAUCUCUACACAGAUGCAGCCGGAGGAAUUGGAUUUGGUGCUUUUUAUGACGGUCAGUGGUUCCACGGUCACUGGCCACAUCAAAUAUCCUUGAACAGUUCUGAAAUGUCAAUUGCUUUCAUGGAAUUAUAUCCUAUCGUACUGGCCUGUAUGAUAUGGGGACACAAGUGGUCAGGUCUCAGAAUUAGACUACACUGUGACAAUCAAGCAACUGUUGAUAUCAUCAGGAAAGGGCGUUCUAAAUGCGCUUAUAUCAUGCCAUUUAUGCGACGUUUAACUUGGUGUACCUUUAUCCACAACUUCGUUCUCACAGCCGUGCAUAUUCCUGGAAAACAGAAUAAUAUUGCUGAUGCCUUAUCUCGUUUCCAGAUGGACCGGUUCCACGACUUGGCACCAGCAGCAAAGAAGAGCCAAAAUCCCAUUCCGGAUUACGACAAUGUGCCUCUAUACUAG
Pecten maximus is the source of this 1488-nucleotide messenger RNA. RefSeq lists its product as uncharacterized. Bases 1 to 1488 code for a protein of 495 amino acids. NCBI's taxonomy places the organism in Eukaryota, Metazoa, Mollusca, Bivalvia, Pectinida, Pectinidae. The record is from RefSeq and is a predicted model, not a curated record. The transcript has a single exon.